This is a messenger RNA of Salvia splendens (bonfire salvia), 3403 nucleotides long. RefSeq names its product histone-lysine N-methyltransferase, H3 lysine-9 specific SUVH6. Bases 178 to 3303 code for a protein of 1041 amino acids. The transcript has 2 exons. The record is from RefSeq and is a predicted model, not a curated record. Gene Ontology annotation, cellular component: nucleus. Gene Ontology annotation, molecular function: double-stranded DNA binding; protein binding; histone methyltransferase activity. NCBI's taxonomy places the organism in Eukaryota, Viridiplantae, Streptophyta, Magnoliopsida, Lamiales, Lamiaceae.
GUUACCCAAUUGACAUUCCUAAAACAAAGCAUUUAUUACGUCUCAACAAAAUGAAUAACAUCCUAUUCUCGAUUUACCGUUACUAGGGUUACUGGGGUGAAGAAUCGCUGAAGAAUCUUGCUGUGGGAGUUCCAAGCGUAAUGUGAAAGAUUGGAUCUUGUUGCUUUUCUCAUAAAAAUGCCGCCAAUAGUGACUUCGAAAAAAUAUUAUGAAACUGCUGGGUUUAGGAAUGUUCUUCCUUCACAGUCCAGUGCUGCUUCUGUUGUCACUGGGCAAAAAUAUAAAUGGUCUGGUAAUGGAAAGAUCUCGAGCAGUUCGGAUGGUGGAAAGCAUGGGAAGGCUAUUGCUGCUAUCCCGCUGAGAAGUUUACCGUCUUAUGAUGUGAAACAAAAACCGGAAAAGUCAGUCUUGUCACAUGACAAAGAAUAUGAUGAAGGACGGAAAGAAGGCAAGACCUCUGGUGAUAUGAAUCACGAGAAAGAGGAUUUGUGGACGCUUGGGAUGGAUGAGCUGGGAGCAGUAAUUGCUGAUGCAAAGGAGUUUGUGAGUCUGUUGGAUUCUUCUUAUUCUAUGCUUAACACAUUUCUUGAUGCGAUCAACGUUCUCAAAGACUCGGGAGAAUCCAAGGGUCAACAUCCCUCUUUGAACUCCGAUGCCUUAACUCGAUGCACUUCUAUUGACCAAAGUCUUUCUAGGAAAAGGCUAAAAGUUAGCAGUGGGGUCGCUUUGGUUGUUCAAGAGGAAAAUGCUUGUGGAGCUGAAACCAUGCCGGAAGAUGAAGAUGCUCGUGGAACUGAAACCAUGCUGGAAGAUAAAGAUGCUCGUGGAACUGAAACCAUGCCGGAAGAUAAAGAUGCUCGUGGAACUGAAACCAUGUCGGAAGAUAAAGAUGCUCGUGAAACUGAAACCAUGUCGGAAGAUAAAGAUGCUCGUGGAACUGAAACCAUGUCGGAAGAUGAAGAUGAAGUUAGGAUUUCAUCACCUGCUGUUCAAGAGGAAAAUGCUUGUGGAACUGAAACCAUGUUGGAAGAUGAAGAUGCUCGUGGAACUGAAAACAUGUCGAAAGAUAAAGAUGCUCGUGGAACUGAAACCAUGUCAGAAGAUGAAGAUGAAGUUAGGAUUUCAUCACCUGCUGUUCAAGAGGAAAAUGCUUGUGGAACUGAAACCAUGCCGGAAGAUGAAGAUGCUCGUGGAACUGAAAUCAUGUCGAAAGAUGAAGAUGAAGUUAGGAUUUCAUCACCUGCUGUUCAAGAGGAAAAUGCUUGUGGAACUAAAACCAUGUCAGAAGAUGAAGAUGCGCGUGGAACUGAAACCAUGUCGGAAGAUGAAGAUGAAGAUGAAGUUAGGAUUUUAUCACCUGUUCAAGAGGAAAAUGCUUGUGGAACUGAAACUAUGUCGGAAGAUGAAGAUGAAAUUACGAUUUUAACACCAGCAGAGUGGAAAGUGUCCCAGCUAAGUGUCAAUAAAAAGAAUGAAUGUGUCAAACCUCACGGAACUGUUGAUGUUGAUGAUUAUGCAGAUCAGGUUUCUGUUGCCACAAAAGCUGACCAACCUGUUGAAAGCUUUCCUAAUCGUGAGCUAAACCGCCAGCAUGACUAUUUCACUGAUUCUGGUGAAUGUUCCCGUGAGUCUGAAGGGGAGAGAUGUGAUGAUGCAUCGACGAAGAUGUUCCCUGAAGAUGAUGGAGCUAGUGGCACGUAUUCCUUGAAAUGUACAGACGAACAUGAAUACGCUGAGAAUCACAAGCGCUUGAUUAAUUUCGAGAUUGUACCGUGUGACCAUCCCAAGGGACGUAAGGUGAUGGAGGCUCUAAAACUAUUCAAAGAGGAAUAUGAUAAAGUCUCUCAACAUCAUGAGAGUGAGCCUGGAGUAGGAAAAACCACGAAAGGGCCACACUAUGUUGCAGCGGAAAAUGUGAGGUUGAAGGGAAUGGAUUUUUCCCCUGACAAGCCAUUUGGCCAUAUACCUGGUAUUGAGAUUGGUCAUGAAUUCUCAUUUAGGACAGAACUUGCUAUUGCUGGUCUCAAUAACCAAACUUUUAAAGGCAUUGACUGUGUGAAUGUCGAUUGUACAAUGUGUGCAACUAGUGUUGUGGAUUCGGGGCGAUAUGAGAACAAGGCUAAAGAACAUGAUAUUCUGAUAUACUCCGGUGAAGGUGGGAAUUCAAAUGUAUUUGCCAAUAGUUCGUCAGAUCAAAAGCUCGUGAGAGGAAAUCUUGCAUUGGUUAAUAGCAUGAAAAAGGAGUUUCCGGUUCGAGUCAUCCACAAGAGAACCGGUCCUACAAAAUUUAAACAGUUAGGUGCUAUGCCCUAUGUGUACGUGUAUGAUGGGCUGUAUAAGGUAAACAAAUAUUGGCAAGAGAGAGACAAUCAAAGUUGUAAAUUGGUGUACAAAUUUGAAUUGCAAAGGCUGCCAGGUCAACCGAGGAUUGGUGUCAUCCCGGAUGAACGUGAAUCCUUACCAGGGCGACGAAGGAAUCAUGGUACUGAUGCGACAGGGAGAAAGCCAGUUAAGGAAGUUUGUGUGGUAGAUGAUAUCUCACUAGAGAAAGAGAAAUUUAAAGUUCGCGCAAUGAAUGGGGUGGAUGAUGAGCAUCCGCCACCUUUCACUUACACGAUCAAGAAUGUGUAUCCACAUUUAUAUUGGCUCGAGGAGCCUGCUGGUUGUGAUUGUGUCGAUGGGUGCUCGGACUCUGUACAAUGCCCUUGUAUCAAGAAGAACGGAGGUGAGAUUCCGUAUAAUGAAAAUGGGCAACUUUUGAAAUCAAUGACUAACGGUGUAAUUCAUGAGUGCGGACCUUCAUGCAAAUGCCCUCCUUCUUGCAUGAAUCGAGUAAGUCAGGGUGGUACUCAUCCCGAGUUGGAGAUUUUUAAGACCAAAUCGAUGGGCUGGGGAGUGAGGUCCCGGAAUCAUAUUUUGCCUGGAAGUUUCAUAUGUGAAUAUGUUGGAGAGAUAUUGAGCGAGACCGAAGCCAAUCAGAAAAUUGGCAAGGAUGAAUAUCUGUUCGAUAUGUGCCAUGGGAAAUCGCAGGAUGAUGAUUAUGCUCUUGAUGCUGCCAGCUACGGCAAUAUUGGUAGAUUUAUUAACCACAGCUGCGACCCCAACGUCUUCACCCAAAAGGUAUUCUACGAUCACGAAGACAAGAAAAUGCCCCAUAUUAUGUUUUUUGCUGGUAAGAAGAUACCUGCUCGGCACGAACUAAUGAAUGAUUAUAAUUAUGCAAACGUUAUUGAUGCUCAUGGAAAACUUAAGAGUAAGGCUUGCCACUGUGGUUCUCGGAAAUGUAAGGGCAAGCUCUACUAGCCACACUAUUUGUUACUCCAAUAACUUGACUUUGCUUUGUCAUUGUUUUCAUUUAUGUUGUGUUAUAAAUGAAAAAAAGUGAUAUCAUUGUUGAGGCAAA